This is a messenger RNA of Cokeromyces recurvatus, 1410 nucleotides long. RefSeq names its product 6-phosphofructo-2-kinase-domain-containing protein. Gene Ontology annotation, molecular function: ATP binding; fructose-2,6-bisphosphate 2-phosphatase activity; 6-phosphofructo-2-kinase activity. The record is from RefSeq and is a predicted model, not a curated record. Gene Ontology annotation, biological process: fructose 2,6-bisphosphate metabolic process; fructose metabolic process. Lineage: Eukaryota; Fungi; Mucoromycota; Mucoromycetes; Mucorales; Mucoraceae. Bases 1 to 1410 code for a protein of 469 amino acids. Gene Ontology annotation, cellular component: cytosol. The transcript is spliced from 6 exons.
AUGGUUGGUUUACCUGCUAGAGGUAAAACUUAUAUUUCACAAAAAGUAUGUAGAUAUCUUACAUGGUUAGGCAUAAAGACUAAAGUAUUCAAUGUUGGUAAUUAUCGACGUCAUUUACAUGGAGUUCAUUUACCCCAUACUUUCUUUGAUCCUCAUAAUUCAGUGGGAGAACAACAUCGUCGAGAAGCAGCAGCAGCAGCUCUUAAAGACAUGAUUUCUUGGUUUAAUGAAGAGCAAGGCAUUGUUGCUAUCUAUGAUGCCACAAAUAGUACAAAAGCAAGGCGAGCAUGGCUACGUGAGAGAUUAGGAAAAGAAGAUAUUCAAGUCUUAUUUAUUGAAUCUAUAUGUCAAGAUGAGUCACUAAUUUUAGCCAAUAUUAAGGAAGUUAAACUAUCUUCUCCUGAUUACGUAAACAUGGAUCCUGAUGAAGCAGCUAUUGAUUUUAUAGCACGUAUAGAUCAUUAUCAGGAGCAAUACGAAACGAUUACAGAACAAGAUUUAACAUAUAUCAAGCUAAUUAAUGUGGGUAGUCAGAAUAUUAUUAAUCAAAUUCAAGGCUACUUGGAAUCAAGAAUUGUUUAUUAUCUAAUGAAUCUUCAUAUAGCACCAAGAAAGAUUUAUUUUAGUCGACAUGGUGAGUCAGGAUAUAAUCUUUUGGGUAAAAUAGGUGGAGAUUCAAGCUUAUCAAAAAGAGGAAGAUUAUAUGCUAGAAAACUACCCGAUUUGAUCAAGACUCAUUUAGGUGAGGAGCAAAAGUUAACUGUUUGGACUUCUACUAUGAAAAGAACAAUUGAAACAGGUGAAUUACUAAAUUAUCCAAAACUACAAUGGAAAGCGUUAGAUGAAUUAGAUGCUGGAGUAUGUGAUGGUAUGACUUAUGAAGAAAUAGAGCAACAAUAUCCUGAAGAUUUUGCAAACCGUGAUGAAGAUAAAUUUAAUUAUAGAUAUAGAGGUGGAGAGUCUUAUGCUGAUGUUGUGCUUCGGUUAGAACCAAUUAUAAUGGAAUUAGAAAGGCAUGAAAACAUUCUCAUUAUUGGUCAUCAAGCUAUUUUGAGAUGCAUUUAUGCUUACUUUAUGAAUUAUAAGCAUGAAGAUUUACCUUAUAUUAAGAUUCCACUUCAUACUAUUAUUGAAUUGACCCCUAAAGCAUAUGGCUGCGAAGAAAAGAGGUUUAAAGUUGAUAUCGAUGCAGUAGAUACACAUAGACCAAAAAUGAAACGUUCGAGUUCUGUACGUGGAUUACAGUUGCCAGCAGUUGGAUCAAGUGGUGAAAUAGUCAGAGAACCAAUGAGCCCUAUUAUUCCUAUCAGUCCAAAAUUAUUUCCAAAGUCAAAUAAUUCUACUCCAACUAAUACUACCCUAUCAAAGACACCAUUAACGAAAAUUGAUUUAGGAGAUGCCUAUUUCUAG